Molecule: messenger RNA, 3420 nt
Organism: Engraulis encrasicolus (European anchovy)
Lineage: Eukaryota; Metazoa; Chordata; Actinopteri; Clupeiformes; Engraulidae
Product: nuclear factor 7, brain-like
Exons: 7
Coding region: 111-1571 (486 amino acids)
Biological process (GO): protein ubiquitination
Cellular component (GO): cytoplasm
Molecular function (GO): ubiquitin protein ligase activity; zinc ion binding
Source: RefSeq, a predicted model, not a curated record
CACACAGACAUCUUGCUCUCAGGGGUGAGAUUUUCUUGGAGGUCUGCUUUGGAGCAGAGAACUGAGACAUACUAUACUAGAUAUAGUACUAUUGUGCCUCAGUUGAAAUAAUGGCUUCAUCACUGUCCUUGCAUAUCCAGUGUCCAGUGUGUUUAUGUGACUUUGUCGAUCCGGUGAGUCUGCCUUGUCAGCACUCCUACUGCCGUCAAUGCAUCACCGGGCACGCCAACACCAGCCUCGGACCCAACCAGUGUCCAGAAUGCAGACAGGGCUUCUCCAUAGCAGACAUCAAGCCAAACCGGGUCCUUGGGAACAUCACCGAAUCCAUCAGGAAAGGCAAUGCCAGCUCGACUGGUCAUGCUCAGCCUUUGCAACCCCCGGUUUCCCCUGAUGGUGACCUUAUGUGUAAGGAGCAUGAGGAGAAGAUGAAACUAUUUUGCGAGACGGAGCAGAAGCUGAUUUGCCUCAUCUGUAGAGAACAGGACAAACAUCGGGGACACACGUUUAAACCACUGAAGGAGGCGUCGGAGAAAAGCAAGGGUGUGGUGAAAGGAGUUCUGGGGUUUGUGUGUAAAGAGAAUAAAGCUCUUGAGGACCUCAUCACACGACAGCUUGGUGAGAUAUCCAAAUGUGAGGAAAAAUGUGAUGGGCUUCAGACUCAGAUGUCGUCCCAGUUCGAGAUGCUGCAUGAGUUUCUGAGGAGGAGAGAGGCGCAUAUGAAGAAGGAGCUGGAAGAAAAGAGGAAGAAAUCUGUGACGGCUAUGCAGGAAAAGCUGGCAGACAUCCAGGCAAAAGCAGCCGAUAGCAGAGAGAAGGAGGUGAUCCUGCAGAGUGCCUUACAGAUUCCCAGACCCGACCACUUCCUGCAGUGGUGGCAAGACAAAGGAUUUCCUGUGACAGAGGGAAUGAAAGAAAAGCAAGGUGGACAGAUAAAGUUGAAGUCAAAGGUCAAGAACCUGGUGGUAACUCCUGACUCUGUGUCUAUGGGCCCCUAUGAGACACACAUGUCCUACUUUGUUUGGAAGGAUGUGCUGCAGACCAUACAACCAGGUCCUAAACGUGUUACCAUUAAAGACCCAGGAGACUCCUACCUCAAGCUGUCCCCUGAAGGACACAGCAUCCGGCAGGCAGACAGGUCUGGUGGCAUGUACAAAAACUACAACCCAUGUUCUAGCACCAUCGAGACCUUCCAGACCGGUAGACACUACUGCGAGCUGGAGGUUGGGGGCAAGCUAGACUGGAGCAUCGGCAUAAAGGCAGAGUCGACAAAAGGUUCUCCACUUCAUCUGCCAGAGAAGGAAAUACAGCUCCACCUUAAGAAGGGCGACUUUGUCUUCUCCCAUGAUGGUGUGGAGUCUCCUGUCUCAGACCUCAACACUGACAAACCUGCCAGGAGGAUUGGCCUGUACCUGGACUGUGAUGGUCAACAGGUGUCUUUCUAUGACGCUGACACCAUGACGCUGAUAGCCUCGUCCUUCUGUAGCUUCCUCCAGCCGUGUUCCAUCUCUGUGUGUCCAGGUCUCUACAAGGAGGGCAAGAACAGCGACCCCAUCACAUUCUACUGGCACUGAUGCUUUUGAUUUUAUCUCAUUGAAUUCAAAUUCAGUUGAAUUUAAAUGUGUGGUCGUUGUCAAAUAGGUGCCUGUAGCAUAUAAAAGAUAGACAUUAGUGUAAAUGACUGGCAUAUACAACCUAUUGAACUCAGCACCACACCAUUCCCAGUGUGCUUGAUUGGCCUUGUUCCAAGAUGUGAGUGAAUGUGUGUCUGGAUGUAUGAAUGUGAGGUAUAUUGUAAAGCACUACGUACAUCAUUGAAAGUUGUCCAAAUAAAUAAGUGCUACCCUACAACACUAAGUAGUAUGUAACUCUGACAUCUAUUUAGCAACAAAAGUUGGAACCACACCAAUUACAGUUCACAAGGACUUUUGUACCUUGUCAAUAUGAUGUUAAAAGAAUGCAGCUACAGUAAGUUACUAAAUUGUACCAGGGAAUUUGUGGUUUUGAGUAUUUUUGCUUGUUUUUUUAUUAUUAACAUUCAGUCUUUGGUUUUGUAAAUUAAUUUGAUAUUUUCUUUCUAUUUGGGUUGUUUGAGUGGAGUCCAUAACCUCGGCAGGAUUUUAAGAGUGUUAUGGCAUAAUCACACCCCAUAAGUUGGAACCCAUGUCAAUACUAGCAUGUGUGUUAUUUACUGUAUGUGUAAAUGGUGCAUUUUGAUUGGAAAGGGCCCUUCCCCCAUUAUACUUAAUAAAAUAAUAUUUUUUUUAUUUUAUGUAAUUCUUAUGUAAUUACUAACUGUGUAAUUGUGAUUAUUGCCAUAAUGGAGUUUGUGUAAAGAAAGACAUCCUUUCUUCAUUUGAAACUACCAUUGUUUGGCUCUGGCUACAUGUAAGCAUAUUCCUCAACCUGUUUGCUCCUGGUAUUUCACAUUAGCGGACGCAUGACCACUCAAAGAUCCCUCUUGGCUCCUGUGGACAAUCAUGAUUUACAGCACCUGCUGGCAGACGUUCAUGGUUUACAACACAAGAGCCGGACAUAUUUGUUAAAGGAGAAAGGCUCAAUGUAGUAGAUGAUUUUAAAUAUUUAGGGGUCGACUCUCAUUUAACUUUUAAAAAACAUAUUAAAAAGGUUAAUGGUAGGGUUAAAAGGAAUCUUUUUAAUUUCAAGGUGAUAAGGAAUCAGUUGACUACAGAGGCAGCCAAACUUUAUUUCCACUCUAUGAUUUUAACACAUAUUUCUUAUUGCUUGACCACCUGGUCCCAAGCAAGUACAACUGCCUUGUCACUGAUUUACAAAUCUUACAAACAGGCACUAAAAAUUCUGGACAAAAAAAUCCAACAUAUCACUGUCCCAUCAUCCAGAAGUAUGGUUUAUUUAGUCUAGACAAUUUUAUUUCUUUUUCAAAUUGCUGUUUAUUUUUUUAAAUUGUAAAUGAUCUUGCUCCCCCUCCCCUUAAGCAAUUUGUGAGUCUGAGCAAACCCACAAAUAAUACAAGAGCGUCAUUUAGGGGGGACUGCCUAAGUGUGUUUAGAAAGUCCACUUUUGGACAAAGUGCCUUCUCAGUGAAAACAGUAGGGGUAUGGAAUAGUAUCCCUGUAAAUAUUAGGCAAAGCAAUACGCUAUAGUUUUAAAUCAGGUCUUAAGAAAUGGCUCAAAGCGGGGCAGCACUGUGGACAUUUUUAGUCAUUGAGCUUGUGUUUUGUGUCUUGUUGUUUAUUUUAUCAUAUAUCUAGUGUAUUUUGCUGUUGUAGUUGUUUUUUUUAACUAUGUACUUGACCUUGUAAUAUAAUGUAGGCCUAUUUACAAAUAGUGCACCCAUUGUAUUAUUGUCACAUUUUUGUAUCAUUAUUAAUUUUAAUCCCUUUUCAUCUUAACACCUUUCUGUCCAGGGACUACAGAUGAAAAUUAGCCUUAGGGCUAUAA